AUGUCUCCACCCCACUCUCCGAAAUCCGUGCAGACAGAAACCUCCGCCCUCCUUCCUACACCUCCUCUUCCCGCCAACCGCUCCCUCAACACCCCAUCAUGGUAUUCUCCCAUACGCCGCGUACUCUUCACCUCUUUGCUCCUGGCCAUGACCUUCAGGCUCACUCAAACUACCGUCAUCUACGCUUUCCGGGUCAUGACCUGCGACGAAUACUACAAGUCGCACGAUUGGGUGGGGGAAAGGGGGGACGACAAAUGUUCGCUACCAAAGAUUGAAGCAGAGAGUGCUUCACAUGUGGCGUUGAUGAGCAUGAUGACAACGAUGGGGACAAUCGGCAACCUCUUCUACGCGACCUGGUUCAUCAAAAGGCACGGAUGCAAAGCUACCGUCUUUCAACAGACCCUUUGGAUCGCCCUUCGUAAUCUUGCCGAUAUAUACGCAAUCAACACAGGCGGUAGUCGGGGUAUCAGAAUCAUCCAGGCGUCACAAUUAUUGAACUUUCUGGGUUCUCCCGGUGGGAUCCAGAUUGCUUGCAACAUGUAUAUUGCAAUCCUUGCAAAGGCGGAGGAUCGGACGGCAAAGUUUGGCGUCCUGACUGGUAUCGUAUUCUUGGGGUCGUCAAUCGGGUUUUCGGCUGGCGGUCUCCUUUUCUUCCCCUGGCUUGGCCUCAUCGGCCCAUUCUACGCCGCUUUCGGCUUCCUUUGCUUUACCACCCUCACCGGGUCUCUCUUUCUCCCCAAUAUACCUCCCGAGGACUCACAAGACCGUGACGUCAAAAAGAAGAAGAGAUCUUUCCUCUCUCCACUCAAGAUCUUCAUUCCUACCAAACACCUCGUUCGAGGCGCGGCAAAGAGAGACUACAACCUGCUUUGGCUGGGACUCGGGGCGUUCUUCAGCGUACUCGCGACUGGUUAUGUUCAUAUAGGUCUGCAGCUUGUGGGGACGAGUGUCUUUCGGUUCCUUCCUGGUCAGAAUAGCAUAAUGCUUUCUCUCAAUCUUAUGGUCAAGGCACUCUUCCUUUCGAUAUGCUUCCCUCGCAUCAUCAAACACGGUCGCCGCUGGGUUUCUCGACGCCCCACUCUCUCUGCACCCCCUCCGAGAUACUAUCAUCCCGAGGAAGCGUCCCAGGUGGAAGAGCCUGAUCCAGCCAGCUUCCCUCAACGAGACCUCCCUGCCUCCCCUGCCGACAAACCGCACGGUUCGAUCUUUGACCUCCAUUUCCUCCGCUGGUCCAUCUUUGUAGACGGGGUGCUCACAGCCCUGACAGCAUUCAGUACCAACAACUGGCAUCUGUACCUGGCGGCAGGAGUCUUACCCUUCGCGAGCGCGACAGGAUCAGCUUGUAAGGGAGUUAUGAUGGACCUUCUUGUUGAUCCAGAGCAGAGGACGGAUGCGUUGAGCGCGAUAGCACUGGUGGAGAAACUUGCACAAGUGUCGACGAUCUCAGUAUUCGGCUUUGUAUUCGCGGCCUUAAGCGAGAGAGGACACCCAGCUCUCGUCUUCUUCAUCAACGGCUGUACGGCAAUGGUAGCAUUCAUGUUCACCCUCUUUGUGCAAAUGCGAACCACCGGAAAAUGUACUUGA
Cryptococcus amylolentus CBS 6039 is the source of this 1584-nucleotide messenger RNA. RefSeq lists its product as hypothetical. Lineage: Eukaryota; Fungi; Basidiomycota; Tremellomycetes; Tremellales; Cryptococcaceae. The record is from RefSeq and is a predicted model, not a curated record. Gene Ontology annotation, cellular component: membrane. The coding region runs from base 1 to 1584 and encodes 527 amino acids. Gene Ontology annotation, biological process: transmembrane transport. The transcript has 6 exons. Gene Ontology annotation, molecular function: transmembrane transporter activity.